AUGGCAUUUGGGGAUGUUAGAAGGCAUUCCACCGGCUACAGUGGUACUAGAUGGCCACCAACGCGAGUGAUAAUUCGAAUCACUGAUAUGACGGAGGAGAUGCAGAAGAUGGCCGUGAAUACGGCUUCGGAUGCAUUGGAGAGCUGCCACAAACUAGGGGAUAUUGCAGCGUUCAUAAAGAAGUCCUUUGAUGUGCAGCUUUAUUCCGGGUGGAUGUGUGUCGUAGGCCGGUCUUUUGGAAGCCAAGUGACCCACCAAAUUCAACACUAUAUUUACUUCUUCAUCCGCGAUCUGGCCAUCCUCCUCUGGAAAUGCGACUAA
Molecule: messenger RNA, 321 nt
Organism: Echinococcus granulosus
Lineage: Eukaryota; Metazoa; Platyhelminthes; Cestoda; Cyclophyllidea; Taeniidae
Product: Dynein light chain 2, cytoplasmic
Exons: 2
Coding region: 1-321 (106 amino acids)
Biological process (GO): microtubule-based process
Cellular component (GO): dynein complex
Molecular function (GO): dynein light intermediate chain binding; dynein intermediate chain binding
Source: RefSeq, a predicted model, not a curated record